GAGCAGGAUCUGGAUGAACGUCCUAGUCUACACAGGCCCGGAAGUGCUCACCGCUUCUCUCAGUCAUACCCUGUCAACGUUUUGUUCCCUCCUCCUUCCCAAUUACACCGUCCAGGCCGUCACGAAGCAGUCGCUCGCCGACCACCCCUGGUCCACGGCCUGCGCUCUCCUCGUCUUUCCUUCCUGUCGGGCGGUGCUAUCGUCAGCAAAGGCAGUCCAUGCGGUUAAAAGCUAUGUGGAGGACGGUGGGGCGUAUCUAGGUCUGUCAUCUGGGGCGUCUCUGAGGGGUUCUCGUACUGGACUCGAAGGCAGCAGCGAUCUGGGGCAUCAGGCCUUGCGGUUCGAAGACAAGACUGCCGGUGUUACCAUCUAUCCUAUGUUUCGCAGCAAAGAUGAUGCGUCCGAGUGGAAGCCCUUGCAACAAGGGGGGAACGUGUACCAUGACGGAUGGAGUGAAUUCAGCGGUGUGGAGGAAGUGGGGUCAACGAAGAUUCUUUCUCGGUACGCAGACAGCGAAGUCGCUGGCGUGGUAUGUCAUACACAAAACGGUGGAAAGGCUGCGUUCUGGUCCCCGAGUCUCGAAUACCCUGUCACCGCGGAUAUAGGGUCGUCACUGACCUCAGAAGAAAUCAAAGCAGCAGAGCAAGUCCGCAUGACUUUGCUCCGGGAUACCUUACGCGAGCUAGGCCUGCACCUACCAGAGGACAAGCCUCCCAGCUGUCCCUUGCCCCAGUUCCUUAUCGCCCCGACCUCGAGGGCCGACAUCAUCCCGCGGGUUCUGAGCGCCAUCGGCGUGGACAUGGGCUCUGGAUCGGCGACCCUCGUGGAUACGAAUGACACGUUCGCCUUCCACCCUUUCUCUGCAGGUCUGGAUCAGCUGCGUGAAGCACGCGUGCGGUCGCUCGAGCACACCGGAGAGCCGGAUGAAGCUAACUGGCAGCCCAAACAUGUUAUCGUGUGCACCCCCACCGAGCGCCCCUCAAGCGAGCACACUCCGCUGUUCGACGUCGGCAAGUACUUCGCCGCGCUCCAGCGCGCAAGGGCGCAGGAGGGCUUGGGUGCGGACGCGGCUCCCGAGGGCGAGUGGGGCAUGGGGGAGGCGCUCCUCUACGCGGAAGUCGUCACCAGCACGCAGACGAUGCUUGACAAGAACCCGCGCCUACUAAGCAAUCUCCCGGCGCCGCUCCUCUCGCUCGCGAGCCGCCAGCUCACGGGGCGCGGGCGCGGGAACAACGUGUGGCUCUCCCCGCUCGGGUCCCUUCCCAUCUCGCUUUUGAUCCGCCCGUCACUCAAGGAGGUGCCCGCGCAGAAGCUCGUGUUUGUGCAGUAUUUGUUCAGCCUGGCAGUGACGGAGGCGUGUCGGGAUCCCGCCGUGCUCGGUCAGCAGUAUGGGGCGGCGGUGAGGAUAAAGUGGCCGAAUGACGUGUAUGCGGUUGUGGGUGGGGAGAACAGGAAGAUCGGGGGCAUACUCGUGAACACAAGUUUUGGGAGCGGGAAGGUCGAGGUUGUGAUCGGCUCCGGGCUCAACGUGAUGAAUGCGCGGCCGACGCUGUCGCUCGCGCAGCUCUUGCCACCAGAGUCGGCGGCGAACCUGAGUAUGGAGGCAACCACUGCGACUAUCCUCGCCAAGUUCGACGCGAUGUGGCGCACGUUUGUGGAGCACGGUGGGUCCUUUGAGCCCUUCAUGGAUCUAUACCUCGAACGGUGGCUGCACUCGGACCAGUUGGUUACGGUUACUUCCGUCUCACCGCCGCAGAAUGUGCGGAUAUGUGGGAUUACGCCGGAACACGGGCUGUUGAGGACCAUACCGGAGCGUAGGGCGGGCGGAGGAAUGGGUGUCGAGUAUAUUGACCUGCAGCCAGACGGGAAUAGUUUCGAUUUGAUGCAGGGGCUGAUCAAGACGAAGACAUAUUAGGGAUAGGUAGGUGGCAGUAUAUCUAGCUAUUAUGUGCCACAGCACACGGAAAAAAGGAACGCCUGGCACGCGUCCCGGGACGUUCGUACUUGGUUGUCACUAUCUGACUUCUUUAAGGAUUGUACUGAUUGUCGCGACUCCGUACAGUGAUAAAACACGAUAAUGUUGCAGAUAAUCAGCUGCAGAGUGCUCUAUCAUACUGAAGUCCAUGUAUCUAGAUGCUGGAGUCCGUCGAGGUCUCUGAAUACAAGUAUCACGCCUCUGUUUCUUGUCGCCCCUCGAGGAUUCCUUGUUCAUCUAGG
Messenger RNA from Gloeophyllum trabeum ATCC 11539, 2217 nucleotides. Its product is annotated as class II aaRS and biotin synthetase. The record is from RefSeq and is a predicted model, not a curated record. Gene Ontology annotation, biological process: protein modification process. Gene Ontology annotation, molecular function: biotin--[biotin carboxyl-carrier protein] ligase activity. The coding region runs from base 14 to 1915 and encodes 633 amino acids. The transcript has 4 exons. Gene Ontology annotation, cellular component: cytoplasm. NCBI's taxonomy places the organism in Eukaryota, Fungi, Basidiomycota, Agaricomycetes, Gloeophyllales, Gloeophyllaceae.